Molecule: messenger RNA, 1859 nt
Organism: Owenia fusiformis
Lineage: Eukaryota; Metazoa; Annelida; Polychaeta; Sabellida; Oweniidae
Source: the annotation of a GenBank genome assembly
AUUAGCACAACUUCCGGUUAGUUCUUGGCAACCACAAAACUUAUUAAUUUAAAUCGUUACUUUGUCCAUUUUCUCUGAAUUCAAUAUGUCUAACGAGGUUUAUAUGAAAGGUGACAUAACCGUUGUUGCCAAUGAAAUGAAAAAAUUGGUGAACAAUAAAGAAAUGAGCGAUAUCAAAUUCAUGAUUGGACCCAACAGAAAACCUGUCUAUGCCCAUAGAUGUAUCCUCUCAACCAGAUGUGAUGUCUUCAGAGCCAUGUUUUCAGACCAAGAAAGCAAAUCUGACAAAAAUAACAAAGAAAUUCCAUUUGUUUUGUCGGAUAUCACACCUGAUAUAUUUCUAGCUGUCAUGGAGUAUAUCUACACCGGAUGUGUAAGCCUCACAGGGAAAAUUGCAAUAGAUGUCCUUGGCAGUAGCAUUGAGUAUGGUUUAGAUGAACUGAGGAAGCUGUGUAACCAGUACCUCGUUGAAAACCUUAGUAUCAACAAUGCAUGUGACGCCAUGCAGGCAGCUGUUACAUAUGGACAGGAUGAUCUCAGGGCAGAAUCCAUGUGUUAUAUAGAGGAAAAUACACAGAAUGUUUUUAAAUCCAAAAGUUUCCAUGAGAUGUCAGAAGAAGCAUUGUCUGUUGUACUUCAAAGUGAUAGGUUAAUGAUGGACGAACCUGAUGUGAUAGAUUGUGUACGGGAAUGGGCCACAGUGAACUCUGUUGUUAUGGGAAAAUCAAUGAGUGAAGUGGCCAGAAAAGUUGUGUACCAUCUCAGAAUUCCUCUCCUGACCCCUGAGGAACUACACGCUCUAGAAGAAGAGACUAGGAAAGACAAACUGUUGCCGGUUGAACUGAUAUCGUUUGCUUGGAAGUGUCAUGCUCUGCAAAAAGGUGAAAGAGGCAAUCCAUUGACGACACGUCGUGCUGGUACAACCAUGCGGGAAAGCCAUAAAGGAAUGGACGUCCUCUGAGAAAAUAAACAGUUGUAGAGCUGAUCUGAAUCUGAAGAAUGGAUCUCUCGUGAUUUCUCAUAUACUGAUAUAUCAUUGGAUGUGUUAAAUACAUUGGAUGAGUAGGGAUUUUAACAAAAAGAAUCAGUGUAUUAAAUAUUUGGAUUAAAAAACAAACAAUUUACCACAUUAUUUAAACUGAUGCAUAUAUCGGAUGAUAUUUUGUGUGCCACUGUUUUCAAGGUCAGCUGUAAGUAUAGAAUCCUAAUCUGUGAUAAUUAGCAGUUCACACUGCAUGUAAAUACAUAUAUUUUGUAAAUAUGUAUAUUUUAAUGACAUUUUGAAACCAGCAUUGGGCAUUUCCAGAGAAACGCAGGGUGCAUAAUAUAUACAAUUUCAUAGAUUUUUGCACAAAUUUUGAAUGACAUAUCAACAUUAAUACAAAGCUCGUAAUCAUACACCUAAAUGUAUUUUACCUACAUGUAAUUGUAUUUACCUGAAUUUCACAUACAAGCAAAUAUAUUUUACAUAUGUAAAUGUACAUGCAUAUACACUUGGAAAUACCCAGAUGUACACUGUACUUUUGUACAUGGCAUCUUACAACAUCCGUCCAAACAAAUGUAUUUUUUUUUUAUUUAUUACAGUAUUUUUGGAAGCCAUUCCAUUUAUAAGUUGACUUGAUUUGUAUAAUUUUGAGUCACAAGUUACAAAAUUACACUUAUGUAUUAUAGCAAUUUUGUGAUUUAUGUUAAAAUCCAAAAACAGAUGUGUUUUAAGCAUUUUGAAACUUAUUCUUCUGUAAGAAUUAUUUUACAUAAUACAAGUAAGGUAUUUUAGACUGUUAUAUACAGAUAUUUUAUUUUUGUUUAUUUGGGCCCCAAGUGCAUUCUGUGGUUCAUUUCUAUGUAUUCUAACUUAA